CUCCGUUUUUCCAGUAUUUUCCAGCGUCUUAUCCUCCGAUUUUCACUUCCACUAUCCAAACUUCCUAACCCCCAUUUCCAUUGUUGAAUUUGGCAGGAUCUAAUUGCAUGAUGAGCAAAAUUGCAAGACUUGUUUAGUGUUAGGGCUGUCGUUUAUUAAACAGGCAUUACUAGGUAGAAGAGCACCUGGCAGUUCCAAUCAUUUGUAGCUGUUCCAUCAGACACUAAUUGCGUCUGGCAUUAUCAAGGACAAACAUUCCUGAUGAUCCCUACAAUUGUUUCUAGCCUCAUUUUGAUGAAGAAGAGAAGCAUGAAUGAGCUGUUUCCUCCUUCCCUGAGGAAAUUCUGGAAGGAACGAGAGCUCCAAGGGGCAGCUCUGUUCAGCCUUACACUCCAAAUAAUUCUCAUCUUAUUUGGCAAUCGCAGGAAGUGCAAGUGUAGAAUCUGGUUUAGAAUUAUUAUUUGGUUUGCCUAUAUGUUGGCUGACUCUGUAGCGACCAUUGCCCUUGGUAUUCUGUCAAAUGACCUAGGGCAGAUAAACGAUGCUGGAGGUAAUAUUGAUGUGGAUGAUGAGCUCAAAGCAUUCUGGGCACCCUUUUUCCUGCUGCAUUUAGGUGGUCCUGAUACAAUCACUGCCUACGCCUUAGAAGAUAAUGAGUUGUAUCUUAGGCACCUCUUUGGACUAAUUAUCCAGACAAUUGCUGCAGUUUACAUCUUGAUUCUUGCCUGGAAAGGUUCUCGUCUGUCUUACCUAUCCAUUGUAGUGAUAGUGGUGGGCUGCAUCAAGUAUGGGGAGAGAACAUGGACCCUCUGGGAAGCAAGCAGGAAAAAACUCCGUGAUACUAUCCUUUCUGAUCCAGAUCCUGGCCCAAACUACCCCAAGUUUAUGGAAGAAUAUACCUUGAGAGAUGCAGAGGGGUUCUUCGUGGACAUAAUAGAGAUGAAGGAAGGUCAGGCUAACUUUGAUGUAAAACUGCCUACAAAAACUGAUAAAAAUGAAGAUGAUUUAGUCAAUGCUCAUGCCUUAUUUCAGACAUUCAAGCGUUUGUUUGCAGAUCUAAUCCUUAGCUAUCAUGACCGGGACAGUAGCCAAGGUUUGUUCAAGGAAAUGUCUGCUAAAAACGCUUUCAAAGUGAUCAAGGUUGAACUAGGAUUCAUGUAUGAUCUGGUGUACACAAAGGCACCGGUUAUUUAUAGUCCCUGGGGUUUUUUUCGACGCUUCAUCACAUUCUCCCUCACCUGCCUAGUGUUUUUGCUUUUUAUCCUUGAUGAUAAGCUCAGGCAUAACAGGACUGAUUUUGUGGUCACUUUACUUUUGCUUGCUGUCGCUAUAUUACUAGAGAUAUAUGCAGCACUUACUGUCUUUGCCUCAGAUCAAACCAGAGUUUGGUUAAUUAAGCAUGGGAUGACUAGGAUAAGUUCUUUGGUAGAAUGGUUGAAGUGGUUUAGGGUGCAGAGGUGGUCAAAAUCUAUUGCACAGUAUAGUCUAGUAUGGCUCAGCCUUGAAGAAAAACUUAGCCUUAAAAUUAUUGAAGAAUUUCGGUAUAAAGAAAUCAAUGGUUUCUCUAAGGAAUAUAGGAAGCUAAUUUUUGACCAUGUCAAAAGUAAGUUUGAGCAGAUUUUUUACAAAGAGAAGCCUGAGCAAUCUGAGGGAUCAAAGGAAGAACCGGAGUGGAGAAGUAAAAGCAAGCGUUAUACAGCUCUUAGGGAGUUCUACAGCCAAAGGGGAAAAGGCACACUUGAUAAAUACAAGGAAAAGAUAGGUCAGGUUGACCUUGAAUGGAGUAUAAGUGCUGCUGAAUUUGACAAAAGCAUCCUUAUCUGGCACAUGGCUACAGAAAUCUGUUACUAUUCUCCAGAAAACCUUUCUGAUGAAGUUAAAUUAAGUAGAGAUUUCAGUCUGCACAUGUCAAGAUACAUGUUGUAUCUCCUAGUCAUUUAUCCAUUCAUGUUGCCUGCAGGGAUUGGGCUUAUCAGGUUCCGUGAUACUCGUGCUGAGGCCAAGGAAUUUUUCAAGGAGCAACUGUCUACCACCACGGAUGGAGGCACAUAUUGCGCAGCUGCCCUUGCUGAACUUCGGAGAAAAAUAUGUUCAAGUGAUGGAGAAGUUAAAGCAAGAAGAAAAAGGGCUUGCAAGUCAUUGCUUGAAGUGAGAACAGAUGUUCCUCCCAUCAAAGUCAAAGGCGAUAGAAGCAAAUCUGUGUUGUUUGAUGCUUGCAUGUUGGCGUCAAGGUUGAAUACCAUAUCAGAUCCAAAGGUUAAAUGGGAUCUAAUGAGAGAUAUGUGGUUGGAGCUGCUAGCUUAUGCUGCUUGUCAAUGUAAGGGUAGUGAGCAUGGUGUGCAGCUGAGAAGAGGUGGAGAACUUCUAACUCAUGUGUGGCUUCUUAUGGCUCAUUUUGGCCUCACUGAGCAGUUCCAGAUAUCUCAAGGUCAUGCAAGAGCUAGGCUGGUCACCAAAUAGUAGAAGAGACAUGCAUCCUGUUUAAAUUCUAAUUGAGAGAUCACAACUUCUCAUCAUCUGGACUGAGAUCUAGGUGAAUUGCUUUCUUCACAAUUUUCUCUUUCCCUUGAGUAUUAAUGUUGUUAAAUGCUAUAUGUAGAUUGAGGACCCGACUUGUGUUUCUGCAACUUACAUGUGUUGUUGGUUUGUCUUUUGUUGUGAAGAAAAUUGAAACUGGUUG
Molecule: messenger RNA, 2680 nt
Organism: Rubroshorea leprosula
Lineage: Eukaryota; Viridiplantae; Streptophyta; Magnoliopsida; Malvales; Dipterocarpaceae
Source: the annotation of a GenBank genome assembly